AUGUUUGGGAAGGAGAAGUGUGGAAAUGAAGAUGGACUUUUAAGAUGCAAUGACAACGAAAGAAAGGGCCUUGGAUACUCUUCAGACCUCGAUGCCCAAGACCAAGGGAAAAGGGGGAGGCGCCCCGGAAUAUCUUAUGCAGACCUAAUAACGGAGGCCAUAGAAAGCAGCUCAGAAGGAAUGCUGACGCUCAAAGAGAUAUACUCCUACAUUUCUUCAAAGCACCCAUACUUCUCUCUUAAGAAAACAGGAUGGCAGAACUCCAUCAGGCACAACCUAAGCCUGAACAAAUCCUUCUAUAAGGUCCCGAGAACGGCGGUGAAUCCAGGAAAGGGCUCGUUCUGGAAGAUAAACUACGAGUUUCAGAACAACAAGGGCUCUCAAAAGACUUAUAGAUCUAGGAAUAAAUAUUCAUUCAAUAGUCAUCGCGAUGCAGAAAAGAAUGUCAAUUCAAUAUCAGAGCUCCUUGGGGCGCAACAGGGAUUCUUCGACAACAUAGGUGUUACUGAGGUCCCUUUUGAACGCCAUACAACCAUCUUUGAUGGAAAUUUAACAAGCCUCAGUGACUGUCUCGAGCAUAACUAUCAAAAAGAAUACUUCGACCACAACGACGAUAUCUCAAACGCAAACUACAUCUUUUCGUUUAGAUGA
Messenger RNA from Encephalitozoon hellem ATCC 50504, 651 nucleotides. Its product is annotated as forkhead/HNF3 transcription factor. The transcript has a single exon. Bases 1 to 651 code for a protein of 216 amino acids. NCBI's taxonomy places the organism in Eukaryota, Fungi, Microsporidia, Unikaryonidae. Gene Ontology annotation, molecular function: RNA polymerase II cis-regulatory region sequence-specific DNA binding; DNA-binding transcription factor activity, RNA polymerase II-specific. The record is from RefSeq and is a predicted model, not a curated record. Gene Ontology annotation, biological process: regulation of transcription by RNA polymerase II.